UUGUCAAUGUCAAAUUGACAUUUCUACGUUUAUUUUAGUGGAAAAUUGUGUUGUGAUUGCGAAUUAGAUUUUCAUUCCUUAUUUAUAAAAUAUAAGGUCACAACCAGCAUGAAUCUUUCAGAUCCAUCUGGUGAUGACUCUAGUAGUGAUGAGGCACCAACACCAGCAAAGAGGCCUAGAUCCGAUACUUAUGGGGCUUCAUCUACCACAUCACAUGGAUCAGAAUCAGACGAUGAUCAUGAAGUAAAUUCAGAUUUCCAUCAAACUAACAAAUCAACUCAGAACUAUUCAAAACAUAGUCCUGAACGCAACAUUAGACUAAGUAGUAGAAGUAGUAUAAGUGAAAACUGCUCAUCGCCGAGUGACCAAUUUGAUGACUUCAGACCAGCAUUUGAUGACAAAGACGCAGAAAAUGGCGAGAGUUCUAGUCGACCGUCAUUUCAGUCGAAUGACUCGUUUUAUAGCAAAAAUGAUAAUGAUGAAGCUGAUUAUUCAUAUAGCAAUGAAUAUUCAAAAGUGUCAAAACGUAUGAUGAGCAAAAUGGGUUUCAAGCCUGGUAAAGGAUUAGGUAAAUUUGAGCAUGGACGUGUGGAACCUGUCGAAGCAUCAUCACAAAAAGGACGAAGAGGAUUGGGCAUGAAGCCGUCUAUUGUCGGCGAAAUACCUGAAGAUUUUAAAUGGACUCCCGACGACGAUAAACCAGAAGCGAAAGAGACAAUAUCUUGGAUGAGUCCACCACCAGAAGAGACUCUAUCCGGCGACAUUUUGGACGAAUGGUUAAGAAAAGGACCCAAAAAGCUCACUAUAGACGAUGAACAUGACUUUGUUCAACCGCACAUAUUGAAAGGCGUAUUAGAUGCCAAGACAAUAUUUGAUAGUUUGGACGAUGAAGAUUUAAGACGUGCACGAUAUAGAAGUAACCCAUACGAAACCAUUGGUUCAGUUAUAUUUCUAAACAGGGCAGCCGUCAAAAUGGCUAACAUAGACGCCAUUUGUGAUUUCAUGUUCACAAGUCCUAAAAAACAAAAUGGAGAAGACGCAGUGGAUAAAAAAGAAAUAUUAUAUUUUGCCGAUGUAUGCGCCGGACCCGGUGGCUUUUCAGAAUAUGUUUUGUACAGAAAGGGAUGGAAAGCUAAAGGUUUCGGGUUCACGUUGAGAGGCAAGAAUGAUUUUAAAUUGUCUGAUUUUUAUGCUGGCACUCCAGAAACUUUUAACCCUUACUACGGUAUCAAAGACGAUGGUAAUAUCUUCGACCCAGCGAAUCUAAUGUCGUUGAAAGAGCAUGUUUUAAAACACACUGACGAUAAAGGAGUUCAUUUCCUCAUGGCCGAUGGUGGAUUUUCGGUGGAAGGGCAAGAAAAUAUUCAAGAGAUACUAUCAAAACAAUUGUACUUAUGCCAAUGUCUUGCAGCUCUCAUGCUCGUGAGGACGGGUGGCAACUUUGUGGUAAAAUUGUUUGAUGUUUUCACACCUUUCAGCGUUGGAUUAAUCUACAUAAUGUACAGAUGUUUUGAUAAAGUAUGCAUACAUAAACCUGUUACAUCAAGACCGGCGAACUCUGAAAGAUACCUUAUAUGUUUGUGGAAGAAAUUGGGCACCGAGGCGGCCGAAAAUCAUCUAUAUUCUAUAAACUCCAUGCUAUGGAACAACACCAAUACUGACGAAGAUGUAGCAGAGUUAGUACCAAUGAGCGUCAUGCAAGAAGACACCAACUUCUAUGAAUACAUGUACAGGAGUAAUUGUGUGAUCGGUGAAAAACAAAUAAAAAAUUUGCUUAAAAUAGCGGCGUUCAGCAAAGAUGUAAGCUUGAAGGAGACAUGCCAAGCGGAAAUGAAGGAACAGUGUUUGCAGCUGUGGCAAAUCCCCGUUCAAGUAAGAACGCCGCCAAAGCGUCAAAAUCCGGAUGAUGUACUAAAAAUCAUUUUAACAUCUAUGAAAAAGCCGCCGGCGGAGUCGAGCAGUAUACAUUCAUUUAAAUCUAAUGUUUUAAGUAAACAACCCGAAUAUCUAGAGACUGAAAAAGAUUUAUUGACCAAGUUCAAAAAUGUAUACGAUUGGCAUUUCAUGUUCCUAAGUAGUGGCAAGAACAGCCCGGAUUUACGAAUUUUUAUAGGUUGCGGCGGGAAACAAGUAUUUCAGUUCGAAUCUAGUGGAUGGAAAAGUGUGGUCGAUUUGCACGUGACUCUGCCUUCAAAAACUCUUAUUUAUGGAGAGAUAGUAAGAGAAUAUCGAGGAGAGGGCCAUAAUCAAAUGCACAGUAAAUCAUUACAUAUUAUAGAUGCCCUAAUGUUGGGCGGCGUCGACAUUUCAAGAUAUACACUGAGUGAAAGAAUAAAUCAAUGCAAUCUUUUCUGCACAGCGAUAAAUAAGCCUUUCGAUAACCAGGCUCUACCGAUACGAUGUAAACGAAUGUUUAAUAUGGAGAAAUUUUCGAUAGCAUUAGACAACUUGCAACAUCGGGCAAUGAAACGAGUGAAACAGGCUGUUACUAUCGAAACUCCGGAUAGAAUAAACAGAAGCGAAAUGUUUUAUACGGUUGGAUCGAUUCUUUUCAUUAAAGAAAUAAAAGAACCAUGGUCAGCUCAAAUGUCCAAGAAAAGUGGCUUUAAAUAUUACUUCGCCAUGGGGAAAGAUAAAAAACCACGCAGUGAGUAUUUUAUACCAGAGAGCGCAGCUCUCGACAUGGUCAGCGCGUACAGUAGCCGCGUUAUGUGGCCUUGGGAAGCUGCCGCUGCCGCGAUAUUAGAAGGGGACGAUCACGGUGGAGUGUCACGACUACAUGUCGAAGGACACAUUCAACAUAAUAUAGAAAUGAAGAGAUAAAAUGAAAUGAACUAUACUUAUAAGAAAUAGAAAUACAAUUAUAUUCUUUUAUAAAA
Manduca sexta (tobacco hornworm) is the source of this 2879-nucleotide messenger RNA. It is a transcript of the gene Cmtr1, whose product is annotated as cap-specific mRNA (nucleoside-2'-O-)-methyltransferase 1. Gene Ontology annotation, cellular component: cytoplasm; nucleus. The record is from RefSeq and is a predicted model, not a curated record. Gene Ontology annotation, biological process: 7-methylguanosine mRNA capping. NCBI's taxonomy places the organism in Eukaryota, Metazoa, Arthropoda, Insecta, Lepidoptera, Sphingidae. The coding region runs from base 109 to 2823 and encodes 904 amino acids. Gene Ontology annotation, molecular function: nucleic acid binding; methyltransferase cap1 activity. The transcript is spliced from 14 exons.